AUGUCAAAUCUUUCAGUGCCUUUGCAGACUCCCAACGGCCACAGGUAUAGCCAACCUACUGGACUCUUCAUCAACAACGAAUUUGUUAAGUCGUCCACUGGGCAGAAGAUUACUUCAAUCAGCCCUGCAACUGAAACGGAAAUCGUUUCGGUGCAUGCGGCAAGUAAACAGGAUGUGAACAAUGCAGUUAGCGCUGCGCGAAAGGCGCUCAAUAAUCGGUCCUGGAAGAUGAUGUCCGGAACAGAGCGAGGACAACUCAUGGCCAAACUGGCCGACCUAAUCGAGGCCAACAAAGAGCUUCUUGCUUCAACGGAGGCCUGGGAUAAUGGCAAGCCGUAUCUGGUGGCAUUGGAGGAGGAUCUCCCAGAGACCUUCAACACCAUCCGCUACUAUGCUGGCUGGGCGGACAAGCUCCAUGGACAGGUCAUUAGUGGUAUUCCGGGCAAGUUUGCUUAUACUAUCCGACAACCUAUCGGUGUUGUCGGGCAGAUUAUCCCCUGGAAUUACCCUCUAUCUAUGGCAGCAUGGAAGCUUGGGCCGGCUCUGGCCUGUGGCAACACGGUCGUUCUCAAACCAGCAGAGCAGACUCCAGUUAGCAUCCUCCUACUAGCCGAGCUAAUCAAGGAGGCUGGUUUCCCUCCAGGAGUGGUCAACAUCGUCAACGGUCUAGGCCGUGAGGCUGGCUCGGCGUUGGUUCAGCAUCCAGAUGUUGACAAAGUGGCAUUCACUGGGUCCACCGCCACAGCCCGCGAGAUCAUGAAGAUGGCGGCAGGAACUCUCAAGAAUAUCACCCUCGAGACUGGCGGGAAAUCUCCUCUAAUUGUAUUCAAUGACGCGGACCUAUCCGAAGCUGUCAAGUGGUCGCAUAUUGGCAUCAUGUCUAAUCAAGGCCAAAUUUGCACGUCCACCUCGCGAGUUCUUGUUCAGGAUGAUGUUUAUGAUAAGUUUGUCUCCGAAUUUGUGAAACAUACGAAAAACACCAGUGUGGUGGGCGAUCCCUUCAACAAGGACACUUUCCAGGGCCCACAAGUCACUAAGGCCCAGUACGACAAGAUUCUGUCUUAUGUUAAGACCGGUCAAUCGGAAGGUGCUACACUUGCUACUGGUGGCGCCGCACACCGUGGAAAUGACGGAAAGGGCUACUAUAUCCAGCCUACAAUCUUCACGGACGUGAAAGACACUAUGAAGGUGUAUCGUGAGGAGAUCUUCGGACCGGUCGUUGUCGUUAGCAAGUUUUCGGACGAAGAUGAUGCCAUUAGGCGGGCUAACGACACAACCUAUGGGCUGGGAGCGGCCGUAUUCACACGAGAUAUCGAGAAGGCUCAUCGUGUGGCCGCAGAGAUUCAGGCGGGAAUGGUUUGGGUCAACUCCUCGCAGGACUCAGACUAUCGGGUUCCUUUUGGCGGCGUCAAACAAAGCGGCAUUGGCCGAGAGCUAGGCGAGGCGGGGUUGAAGGAGUAUAGUCAAAUUAAGGCCAUUCAUGUCAAUAUGACGAGCAGGGAAUGUAAGUUGUAA
Exophiala aquamarina CBS 119918 is the source of this 1515-nucleotide messenger RNA. Its product is annotated as aldehyde dehydrogenase (NAD+). Gene Ontology annotation, molecular function: oxidoreductase activity, acting on the aldehyde or oxo group of donors, NAD or NADP as acceptor. The record is from RefSeq and is a predicted model, not a curated record. The transcript is spliced from 2 exons. The coding region runs from base 1 to 1515 and encodes 504 amino acids. Lineage: Eukaryota; Fungi; Ascomycota; Eurotiomycetes; Chaetothyriales; Herpotrichiellaceae.